AAGCUGCCCUCCACGGAGCCGCGAAGCGACUCCCCCUCGGGCUAGGGCAAAUGGUGCGCUAAUUCUAGGCGCUCCUCAGUGUUCCUUCCCUCUCCUUGCGCCUCCUGGAGCCGCUGCGGUGCGCCGCAGCUCCCUGACGCCCUCGGCUGGGCCGGCACGGCGCCGGGGUGUUCACAGCCUGGCACCGGCGUUCCCGACCCCCGGGCAUUGCCAAGCCGGGUUUCCCCGCUCUCUGAGUGUCGGAAGCCCCGAGCGUGUCCCGGGAGUUUGCCUCUGGCUUGGCCUCUUUCUUCCUGCCACCACUCGCCUCGGGCGCUGGAAUAGGAGGCUCUGGGCUCCUUCAGGAGUCACCUUUUGGGUCUGGCGGGCGCCCUCCCCCUGGGCGGCUCGCCCACCCCGGGCUCGCUGCCCACGGUGCCAGCUCUGCCGUAGAUCUCCCCAGCCCGCAGCAGCGGCCUAUGCUCGACGUAGGUUUUGCGUUCCCACCUGGAGCCGUGACGGACUGGGUUUUCUUCCCUUUUGCCUCCCCCUCGAUGGUCAGCGCGGGGCUGGCCUGGGACUGGGCAUUUUUACUCUCUCUUUCUUUGGCGAGGCGGUUCCUCGCCGUCUGACCUUUGCUCUGCUGCCGCAUUUUAUGCUGUGCAACUGCCUUGCAGUUGCCUUUCCCUUCCCCGGCCUCUGCAGGGCCCGAGGCUCCGUGGCCUCCUCGUAUCUCCCUAUCCCUGGGCACCGAGCUGUGCCAGGCCCCGGGGGCCCCGGGCCGCUCUGGGGCUGUGGUGGGGGCUGAAGGUGCGUUUACAUAACGCCGGGCGUGUGGGAGCUGGAGGAAGAGGUUGCGUGCGUAGGAGAGAUAAGGCUCCCGCUUUCCCUCCUUCCUUCUUGGUGGUACCAGGGUUGACAUCACUGAGAAGAGAAAAGGAUAGAGACGAAUAGGUGGAGAGAUGAGGCUCUUUGGAAUUCCAUCCCCCACUCUGGUAAACCUGACGUUGCCUCUGCCCAGAGGUUUGGCUGACUUGAAUAACAAAUGAAGGCCGCCUUUCAGUGCAAAAUUUGAAAGUCAGUGAUUUUUAAAAUUAAGGGAGGAAAAAACACCCAUUAACACCUUCAGAAGUGGCCCUUGAGCCAGCCUGGAUUGAGCUGUGUGCCGCCUUGAUGCUCAGCCCCUCCCUGCAGGGCCCCUAGAAGCCUAUUCUCGGCGCAGCCCAGGACCUCGGCCCCAUGGAGCCCCCGAUCCCACAAACCGUCCCCUUGACUCCCAGCUCAGUCAUGGUCCAGCCCCUUCUGGACAGCCGUAUGGCCCACAGCAGGCUGCAGCACCCACUCACCAUCCUCCCCAUCGACCAGAUGAAGACCAGCCAUGUGGAGAACGACUAUAUAGACAACCCUGGCCUGGCGCCCCCCACCGGCCCCAAGCGGGCCCGGGGUGGAGCCCCAGAGCUGGCCCCAACGCCUGCCCGCUGUGACCAGGAUGUCACCCACCACUGGAUCUCCUUCAGCGGGCGCCCCAGCUCUGUGAGCAGCAGCAGCAGCACAUCCUCCGACCAGCGGCUCUUAGACCACAUGGCCCCACCACCCGUGGCCGACCAGGCCUCCCCGAGGGCCGUGCGCAUCCAGCCCAAGGCAGUCCACUGCAAGCCGCUGGACCUCAAGGGCCCGGCCAUCCCCCUGGAGCUGGACAAGCACUUCUUGCUGUGCGAGGCCUGCGGGAAGUGCAAGUGCAAGGAGUGCGCGUCCCCCCGGACGUUGCCCUCCUGCUGGGUCUGCAACCAGGAGUGCCUGUGCUCAGCCCAGACCCUCGUCAACUACGGCACCUGCAUGUGCCUGGUGCAGGGCGUCUUCUACCACUGCACCAACGAGGACGAUGAGGGCUCCUGCGCCGACCACCCCUGCUCCUGCUCCCAUUCAAACUGCUGCGCCCGCUGGUCCUUCAUGGGUGCCCUCUCCCUGGUGCUGCCCUGCCUGCUCUGCUACCUGCCGGCCACCGGCUGCGUGAAGCUGGCCCAACGCGGCUACGACCGCCUGCGCCGCCCUGGGUGCCGCUGCAAGCACACGAACAGCGUCAUCUGCAAGGCGGCCGCCGGGGAUGCCAAGGCCAGCAGACCUGACAAGCCUUUCUGACACUCGGGGUCGAAGCCCCGGCAUUCCCCCUGGAAACUUGGUUCCCUUCUGACACCUGAGAUAACCACCGCAGCGAGACCGGAGGUUUUAGCAUCCUGAGGCUGACCUUGCUAGUCUGCACACUCCCCACCCCCAGCUUCCGAAGAAACAGAGACCACCAUCACCCACCCUUCUCUUUCCCCAAAAGGAUGAAGCAGCACUUUGGGGGGUUUUUCAGGGUCCUGGAACUUUGUGUGAAACAGACAGUGGCAGGGGUGUGGUGUGGUUUGGGGGCGAUUUUUCUUUUGCAGAAGAUGGAACACAGAUGUGGACACAUAUCCGGAAGUUGCAGCUGCUUUGAAUGCCUCCCAGCCCUCCUCCUCCUCCCUCCCUCCCUCCCUCCCCGCUCUUUUUCAUUCUCUUUGGCUGCCUGGGAGGAAUCAGUAACUGAGUGGCCAGGGAACCUUUGAAGAAGACCCUUGGAGUCUUGACGUCUAUACCUUCUUCUCCUCCCAGCCUCCACCCCGGUUUGCUCAGACAUCGUGGGGAAGGUGUAGACCCUGGCGGUCCCCGUUGUAUAUAUGUGGGAGCCCCCCGAGAACAGAGGCCGGCCAGUGAGUCCCGGCCUCGUUCCUCACUCUGCCUCCCCGGAGCCACGGAUGGAUUUAGGAACCACUGUACAAUACAUUUCCUCCCUUCCAGCUUCCUCGCUAACUCUCGGGGGUGUUCCACUCAUAACACCGUCCUUCGGUUCAUACCAAGGCACAGACUCACCUGCCCGCUACAUGUCCCAAGUCCUCUCUACCCAGAUCCUUGCCAGAAACUUUACGGGUAGAGAAGGCUGGGGGCGGCAAACGCGAGACCAAAUAGCAUUUUGCCAAUGAGUCUGAGGCUGUGGUCUCUGGAUCCAGUCAUUUAAGUUUUUAUAGAAUCAUUAAACCAGAUGCUAACGGUGUUAAAAAAUAAUAAUAAAACACUUGCUUCUUUUUGGGCCACCCCCAGGAAGGGCUGAUUUCAAAAUCUGGGGGGCGAGCAACCUCAAGGAGCACCAUCCCCCUCCCCACCAAGAAGAGGAUUUUAACAGCAGUGAAGAGAGGCAGCACCUCUCCUUGGCAGAGUGACAGUGAGGCGAGCUGGGUGGGGGUUUCCUCUCUCCUGAUUCUGCUGCUUGCUGUCGUAGCCUUCUGUGUACCGUGUCUGUAUCUUUCAUGUAAAUAGACAGAUGAUGGAAAAAAGUCUAUUUUAGUGUCAGGAAGCCCUGGAGGGGGAGUCAGAAUGAGUGCGGGCGGGGGAAAGAAUCUCCAGGGGCUUCUUGGGAUUGAGCCCUGCUUCUGUGUGUGGCCACACGAGCCCCUCCCAACAGCCCCCAAAGACGUAGCAACUCUUUCUCUCAAGGUGCUAAAGGACUCAGAAAGUGCAGCUCGUCCAGUGGGUAGGUACUUGUUGCAUGCAGAAGCUGUAAUGUGUCUGGUCCUUCCUCCCCAGCUAUUGUGGGGGGCAGUUUGCUUCAUGUGGUAUUUUGUGCCUGCCUCCCCUGCCCUGACCUCCCAUGAGAGACAGUGGCCUGGGUCAGAAGAGCUACCCCGGGUGAUACUGGGAAGGCACUAGGCACAGAGUUCAUAGCAUUUGCAGUUUGUUCUGUAGGAACAGAAGUGCCUCCGGGAAGAAGGCAAAGAGGAGGCAGGUAGCUGUGAUGGUCAGGCACCCAGUGCUUCUCAAGGACUUUUUUUUUUCCUUCUUGAAGACUAGUAGUAACAUCUUAUGAUUUAGACUAAGUUAAUUGUAACCACAGGUAUUUAUUGACUGGAGGAAAGGAGGGGAGGGUCUUUUUAUUUCAGGCGUUAUUUAUGUAACAUUUGCUAGCUUGUAAAAGGCAAAUACGAAACAGUGCAUCUGCGUUUUCUAAGGCUGAUUCACGCAGCUACCCUUGCCACGGUCGCCAUGGAUGUACGGACACUCUUGCACAAAUCAGAGGGGAUGGUAGAAACACACGUUCAGCCAACCACUUACCCUAACUGAAUGUAUCAGAUGUGUGCUGAAGGGACUGGAGAUAUUUUCUUCAGAACAGAUGUGCGGAGGUUACGCCCCAAAAGAGAGGGCACACGUCCACUCUGGGUGAAGCCUCAGAACUUUUCCCAAAGCCCCUCCCUCAAAAGUCUCCAUGGGAAACUUGACCCAGUGGCAAGUUGCACUUUGGUGAGCUUGGUGUUCUACCUGCCCAUUCUGUGGAGAGUUGAUUUACAUAAGCUGUGUACACAAACACACACACACACACACACACACACACACACACCCCACCGUCUCUGUCUACAUAGACCCUGUUUCCUGGCGAAUAGCCGCCUGAACCCUGACUUUUUGUGUAUAUAGUUGUAAACACGGAUUUUUCUGGGUUUUGGGUUUCUUAUUUUCUUCCCUUCCCCCGUUUUGGCUUUCUCUCUUUGGUUCGCAUUUAGCCUGCUAGAUGGAUGUCUGCAUUACUCCCCGUCGUGUCCCGUGCACUCAGCUUCAGUUCUCCCAGCUCUGUUGCACGGUAGUCCCUCAGCAUGUUUUUCUCGGCUUCUUGGCAGAAAAAAGCAAAAGAAAACUGGCUUGCCUGUGGCCCCCGGGGACCAGCCGAGGGCCAAUGAAGGGACCAAGCUCUCAGAAACAACAACACGUUUCUGGGCGGCUUCCGGCUGAUGGUGUUUGCUGUCACCAGUGGCUUGCUUGGCUGCAUGAGGCCUCGUCUUGACCUUUUUAGAAAAGUGCCAGCUGCUUCCCACUUCUGUUCAACCUGGGGUGGCUGGUGGUUCUGCCUGGCCUGGAACUGAGAUGGGGUCCACAAGGCUGGGUCCAGGACCCCUGUCCUAAGGGGCCACAGACACUUUCCCUCGAGGGUGGGUCUGAAGGCCCAAGCACCCUGGGAACUGAGUCUGGGAGAGCCACGCCCUCGCAGAUAGAUGGCGAGGUGCAACAGAGGCUUCUCACAGUCCCUGCUGUUGAUACGGGCCCUUCACAGCUGACAGGUGGGAGAAUUUACGCGACACGCCUGGUCCUUCCAGCCUUCUGGGGUCUGUGCAUGUCCCCGUUGCACGCGGAGCGAGGCCCAGUUGGCUCAGGAUGAGUCCCACUGGAAAGUGUGGGUUGGGACCAGCACCCAGAUUACAUCACCGCGAAGCUUCCCGAUCUCCCGUGCUGCCCCAGCCGAUGUCCAUUGGGGUGUGGGCCACGCGACUCUGCACUGUACAAGUCACUAGGGCAUCCCAUCCCGCAGUCUGCACCCGUCUUCUGGUUCAUGCCUUCGGUGAGCAUUUUCUUGCCCUCUGCUGACUGUGACAGUUGAAGACACAUCUUACGCUGCCAUUUUUUGCUGUGGGUAACUCCGUGUGGUGUCUUAUCUUGCUUUCUCUUCUUGCUGCCCCGCCGUUUGGUUUCGUGUUACAAACAGAAAAGCUGUCCAAGGGUCCCACCCUGGCACAUUUUUUCCCUCUUCACUGUAACCCCUUCUCACCCCACAACAAAAGUUACCACAGAAGGUUUUCUUUGUAUAGAAUAUUUAUUUUGAAGCUCUAUUUUAAUAGUAUUUAUUUUAGAAAGUCUACUAUUGUAAGAGUUCUUCUGUUUGUGAAGAAAAAGCAAGUUAAAAACUGAAUGUACUGAUCUAGAAAAUAUAUAUAAAUAUAUAUUGUUAAAUAUACACAGGACUGC
Vicugna pacos (alpaca) is the source of this 5784-nucleotide messenger RNA. The record is from RefSeq and is a predicted model, not a curated record. Lineage: Eukaryota; Metazoa; Chordata; Mammalia; Artiodactyla; Camelidae.